UUUAAACCCCUCCAUCAAUCAAAAUCCCACUGAUACCACAAAACUUCCAUCCACCACCACGUAGGCAUGAGCCAAUUCGGACAAACGAUACGAAAUGUGCGUCUGGGUUAAAAUCAGAUGGUCGUUAUUGGUGGACGGGCAGGAGACUAGCGCUGUGCUAGGGGAUUGUAUCGUACUUUUUGGACUGGAAGGGUUAGACGUGGCUUGGCGGUAAUGGGUAUGGUAGAGAUGGGUGAAUGGAUUGUUGGAUAUGAGAGGGGAGGUGAGGGAGGUAUAAACGGAUGGGUUUAUAGUUUGCGUGUCUAUUCAUCUGUGAGCCGUUGGUCUCUUGAUUUCGUCGUCGUUGACUUCAUCUAUCCGCUCUUCUCAAACCCCAAACCAGACAUCUUGAAUCACAAUAUCCACAAUGGCACCAUCCGCCCAACCAACAACAGAAGAAGAAUCCCAAACCACCCAGCAACAACAAAAGACGCCCCUCCAAUUAAUAUCCCAAGGCGUCUGCCUCCCCGGAAUACCAAAACACCCCUCAUUCGCCACGCACCGGCAAUGGAUGCUGGAGAAGAUGGCACUGACGUUCCGCGUGUUCGCACGCUUGGGAUACACUGAUGGAAUGGCGGGACAUAUCUCGAUUCGGGAUCCGGAGAAUAUUCAUACGUUUUGGACUAACCCACUAGCAGUCCACUUCGGCCUCCUAAAAGCCAGCGACAUGAUACUCGUGAACUACGACGGCGUGCCUAUCGGAGGGAAUAUGUCACGCCCCGCCAACGCAGCAGGCUUCCUCAUCCACAGCGCGGUGCACAGGGGGCGUCCCGACGUCGUCGCAGCGUGCCACACGCACAGCAUCCACGGCAUGGCGUGGAGUGCGUUCGGAAGGCCGGUGGAGAUGAUUACGCAGGAUGCGGCGUAUGUGUAUGGUGAGGCGCAGGCGGUGUAUAAGGAUUUCGGAGGCGUGGUGCUCACGCAGGAGGAGGGUGAUCGUAUUGGAGAUGCGUUGGGUCCAAAAGGCAAAGCAAUGAUCCUGCAAAAUCACGGCCUCCUUACCGUCGGCUCGACGGUCGACGAAGCGUGCUUCCUGAUGACGCUCAUGGAGCGCGCGUGCCAGUGCCAAUUGCUCGCCGAGGCGGCGGCCGCGAACGGGAUUAAGAAGGUGCUGAUCCCGGACGAGAGCGCGAGGUAUACGUUCGAGAACUCGAGUGAUCCCGAGACGCUGUACUGGGAGGGUCAGCCGGAUUUGGAUUAUGAGGAGUAUAUGUGUAAGGGGGAGCAUAAGGGUUGA
Messenger RNA from Aaosphaeria arxii CBS 175.79, 1276 nucleotides. Its product is annotated as arad-like aldolase/epimerase. Gene Ontology annotation, cellular component: cytoskeleton. The transcript has 5 exons. The record is from RefSeq and is a predicted model, not a curated record. NCBI's taxonomy places the organism in Eukaryota, Fungi, Ascomycota, Dothideomycetes, Pleosporales. Gene Ontology annotation, molecular function: actin filament binding. The coding region runs from base 407 to 1276 and encodes 289 amino acids.